Molecule: messenger RNA, 2429 nt
Organism: Rhipicephalus sanguineus (brown dog tick)
Lineage: Eukaryota; Metazoa; Arthropoda; Arachnida; Ixodida; Ixodidae
Product: guanylate cyclase D
Biological process (GO): cGMP biosynthetic process; receptor guanylyl cyclase signaling pathway; protein phosphorylation
Molecular function (GO): protein kinase activity; peptide receptor activity; guanylate cyclase activity
Source: RefSeq, a predicted model, not a curated record
GCCGUGGUGUCCCGACACGGCGCACGGCCCGAGGCACAUCACCGGCGAUCCGGCACGUGAUGCCUUCCGCCAGGCAGCGGCGGGGGAGUCGGCGGAGCGCCGAAGGCUCGUGCUCUCCGCCGCGGCGAUGACGCCCGCGGUACCGCCGCCUCCGUUAAGUGCCCCAUCACCGCCGUGACUCUUGCGAGGAGGGAAAUUCAAAAAGACGCCCCGUUAUCCAGCGGAGACGAUCGCGGAGGGCCGUCGUGCCGCGACCGCCGAUCGUCGGGUUCACGAUGCGCAACGUCAGCAGCUGUUGCUGCAGCGGCGGCAACAGCAGCUACUACUCGAACCACGACAAGUGCGGCAGCGGUGCCGCGACGAGUCGUCGUCAGCUGCUGACGGCCGCGUGAGAUGCCGUCACCGGUUCCCAUGCUGGUCGCCUGCAUGGUGUGCGGCGCGCUCCUUAGUCGCGCGACAGCCACCGUUCCCACCGAUCAGCGAGACCCGAAGCAGAUAGUCUUGCUGCCUCACCAAGACCGGUGCCGCACCAUCAACGCCAGCACGCUGCGGUUCGCCACGGAGACGCUGGUCUCCAACCACACGCAGCUGGCGGCGUACCUCGCCGAGUCCAACCUGACGCUGACGGUGCGCAACGCGACCGACGUCUGCGGCACUGGCGGCCUGCUACCCCUCAUCGAAGCGAUGGAGGACCCGAGAGUCGCGGGAGUCGUCGGUGGCUUGGACGAAGAAGUGUGCGCAGCGGGCGAACUGCUGGCGCAGGUGCACCGGAAGCCACUCGUCGUCUGGAACUGCCACGGUCACACCGGCGGUGGUAAUGCGCUGGCCGACAAGACGUCGUCCGUGUUUUUCGGCCGCGUGUCACCCAAUGUGGCUUUGGCUGCCUUCGCCGUGGCCUCGUGCCUCAACGACCUCCGUGUCAAGUACGCGGUGUUGGUGGUGUGCGAACAGCAGCCGUGGCUCGCUCUGGCCAACGAGCUGGAGGCCAAGCUGCGGCCGUCCGGUCUUGUUGUGCGCCGUGUCAUCACGAUUUCACCCAAUGCCAAACUGGAAGAAGUGGACGCCGCUCUGAGAGUGAUCAAGGCGCCCGUUAAAGCCGUGUUGCUGUCCAUGGACCCGUGGGGCGUACUGCUGAGCCGCUCGCUGAAGGCGCUGCACGCGCAAGGAGUAGGCCGCAGUGCGGGCUACUCGCCGGCGCUCUUCCUGGUGAGCGCACCGAGAGCCCUGCACCCGCGUGCACUGCUGUCGCCCGCCCUGCUCGCACUGGACGCCGCGGCACCGGAGCUGCUGCGCGCCCUGUUCGUGGUGACGUUUGUGUCGACCGACACGUCGUACGCCAAGCUGUGGAAGGACCGCGGCAAGCAGCAGCUCUACCGGCAAUUGGCGGCGCGCACUUCGGCGAGUGAAGUCUACGCGGCAUUUCGUUACUUCAACGCCGUCUCGCUUCUCGUCACUGCCCUCUGGCGGUCGUCCAAGCUGAAACCAUCAAACGGAGCUGCAUUGGUGCCUGCUAGCUCCUUCUUCAUCAACGGCACUUUCCCUAGCUUGCCGACCUCGACCAGUUGGGCUGACGCUCGGGGACAUGUCCAGAGUAAAGCCGUGCUUUUGGACUACAGUCCUGGAGCUCGGGGAUUCGUGUCCGUGCGCGAGACGGAGUUCCGCGAUGCUGCACAGCCGCUGCGAGGAGGAGCCUACCAGGUCUCAGAUCGCGGCUCUUCGCGGUCCUGGAUAGGACGCGUCGACUGGCCGGGAGACCGCAGGCUUGAGCCGGACCCCGAGUGUGUCCUCAAGGAGGUCAACUGCGGAGGAUCCUGGUCUAACGCAAACUGGCUGUCAAACAAAUGCGCCGACGAAUCCUGCUCUCGCAACAAGACAUCAGUCUCUCACCUCCAACGAAGAAAGCUUUCGACGGCUACUACUUCGAGCGUCCCGACAUACUGAAGGGCUCCCACGAUUCCCUCAGGCAGGCGCACACCAACAGCAGCCUUCAGAGUCUGCACGCCAGUCUUGACGACAGGCCUAAUUGCGCAAGGCUAAAGGCGAAGGGAGACACAGUUUACCUUAAGUAUCUCAUAGUCCAUAGCGCCUUCGAGAUCAAGACGAAAGCGAUGAAGCAACUUCAGAUCAUGUACGAGAUGCGCCACGAGAACAUCAAUUCCUUCCUGGGUUGCCUGGCGGACCCGUCGCAGCCGGCGCUCGUGUGGGAGAUGUGCACGAGAGGCUCGCUCACCGACGUCUUGGCCAGCGAAGACAUCCGCCUGGACUGGACAUUCCGCCUGUCGCUACUCAACGACCUUGUUAAGCUCCUGGAACACGAAUUGAGUGACCACACAUUCCGCGAAGACUCGAUGCGAGAGCCAACCUCCAACAGUUGGAUGUCAUCUUACCUUGCUACUGCGGGUGGUGAUCUCCUGAUAAGGGUGUCCUGA